Messenger RNA from Knipowitschia caucasica, 627 nucleotides. Lineage: Eukaryota; Metazoa; Chordata; Actinopteri; Gobiiformes; Gobiidae. The record is from the annotation of a GenBank genome assembly.
AUGGCGACUUUUAUGGAAAACUUGUUGAAAAAGGCACUUGACUUUCCCCGAGACGAAGUCCUUGGAAUUGAAAGAGCGCAUCGUGCCUUGGUGGCUAAACCUAACAACAACAGCCAAGCUAAACCCAGGUCCAUUGUGGUGAAAUUUGCCAGCUACCGCACCAAAGAAGAGAUCUUACGGAGAGCAUGGCAGAAGAAGGAAGUGUUUUGUGACGAUGAACGCUUCUUUGUGGAUCACGAUUUUCCCACAGAAGUGAUCAAGAGGCGUAACGAGUAUGGGGAGGCUAAAAAAGUGCUCAAGGAGAAUCGUAUCAAGUUUCAGACCCCAUAUCCAGCCAAGAUGCGUGUUUUCUUUAAUGAUGGGACCCGUCUCUACCAAAAUGCGACUGAGGCGACAAGAGAUCUGGCUUCGCGGGGGUUUGCAGUUGGCUUGGUCAAACCCACGGUCACCCCUGACCAACAAGAAAUCCAGCUUUUGUCCAACUGGAGAGCAGUGAGAGGAAGGCGCGCGGGGAGCGGAGGACAACAGGAUGCGGUGAGAGAUGACGCACAGCAGCUGGAGGAUCCGCGCGCACGCCUCAUGAAACAUCUCCAAAGCUUCCGAAGAAACACCGACACUGAGAACUGA